This is a messenger RNA of Lepus europaeus (European hare), 6791 nucleotides long. It is a transcript of the gene SETD7, whose product is annotated as SET domain containing 7, histone lysine methyltransferase. Gene Ontology annotation, molecular function: protein binding; histone H3K4 monomethyltransferase activity. NCBI's taxonomy places the organism in Eukaryota, Metazoa, Chordata, Mammalia, Lagomorpha, Leporidae. Bases 162 to 1262 code for a protein of 366 amino acids. Gene Ontology annotation, biological process: regulation of DNA-templated transcription. The record is from RefSeq and is a predicted model, not a curated record. The transcript is spliced from 8 exons. Gene Ontology annotation, cellular component: chromosome.
UGUAGGGGGAGGCAGUGCGAGCCAGCCCCGACUGCUCCUCCUCUUCCUCCUCCUCCUCCAAACUCGCAGGGCUCAGCCCCAGCGCUCGCUCAGCCGCCGGAGCACCCGGAGGGACGGGAGGCUGCCGCGCGGCCCCGGGCUGGGAAGGGUCCCCAGCCGCCAUGGACAGCGACGACGAGAUGGUGGAGGAGGCAGUGGAAGGGCACCUGGAUGAUGAUGGAUUACCGCACGGGUUCUGCACGGUCACCUACUCCUCUACAGACAGAUUUGAGGGGAACUUUGUCCACGGAGAAAAGAACGGCCGAGGGAAGUUCUUCUUCUUUGAUGGCAGCACCCUGGAAGGGUAUUACGUGGACGACGCCCUGCAAGGCCAGGGAGUUUACACAUACGAGGACGGAGGCGUUCUGCAGGGCACCUACGUGGACGGAGAGCUGAACGGUCCAGCCCAGGAGUACGACACGGACGGGAGGCUCAUCUUCAAGGGGCAAUACAAGGACAACAUUCGGCAUGGAGUAUGCUGGAUCUAUUACCCAGACGGAGGCAGCCUUGUGGGAGAAGUAAAUGAAGAUGGGGAAAUGACGGGCGAGAAGAUAGCCUACGUGUACCCUGAUGAGAGGACCGCACUCUACGGGAAGUUCAUUGACGGAGAGAUGAUAGAAGGAAAACUGGCCACGCUUGUGUCCACUGAAGAAGGCAGACCUCACUUCGAGCUCAUGCCUGGAAGCUCCGUGUACCACUUCGACAAGUCCACUUCUUCCUGCAUCUCCAGCAACGCUCUGCUUCCAGACCCUUAUGAAUCAGAGAGGGUUUAUGUUGCAGAAUCUCUCAUUUCCAGUGCCGGGGAAGGACUGUUUUCGAAGGUGGCAGUGGGCCCCAAUACCGCCAUGUCUUUUUAUAAUGGAGUCCGAAUUACACACCAAGAGGUUGACAGCAGGGACUGGGCCCUUAAUGGGAACACCCUCUCCCUCGAUGAAGAAACGGUCAUUGAUGUGCCUGAGCCCUAUAACCACGUAUCCAAGUACUGUGCCUCCUUGGGACACAAGGCGAAUCACUCCUUCACUCCAAACUGCAUCUAUGAUAUGUUUGUCCACCCCCGCUUUGGGCCCAUCAAAUGCAUCCGCACCCUGCGAGCGGUGGAGGCUGACGAGGAGCUCACGGUCGCCUACGGCUAUGACCACAGCCCCCCCGGCAAGAGUGGGCCUGAAGCCCCCGAGUGGUACCAGGUGGAGCUAAAAGCCUUCCAGGCCUCCCAGCAAAAGUGAAAGGCCUGGCCCCGGGGGUCCAGAGACCUGGCACAGAAACUUGGAUCUAUGCACUACGAUUCUCCGACAAUGGGACAGCCAGGGACUGCUCGUGCUGCACCAUCACAUCCUCUCGGGCUGCGCUAGCAGCGACGCUCUCGCACACUAACUAGGUCUGACUGCAUUACUCAUACCAGAUUUAAAAUUAGCUAGCCUUGCAGCAACAUCCUACUGAGAGGGUUCGUGGAGCACUCGACCUACGGCGGCGUGACGUUCGGUGGCGGUUCGGGUCUAAAUCUGUCCCAAAUUCAGAGAUGCCAAAUGAUCAGACUGAAAACGGGAGAUGGGGCUUUUCGGUCAUGUGUCAUCAGUGGUUUUUUUUUUCCCCCUCCGGCCAAUGCAGAUUGCAGUAUCACACUUGCUUCUGCGCCGUGAGGGAAAUAGAGAAUGAUUACAUCUGUAUUCUCUAAAUGUAGUAUAAUUUGCCUUCUAACCUUUGAUCUGUAUCUUGCAAUAGACUGGCUUUGUUUUUUUCCUAGUACCCAGAAGCCCUCUUUUUGGGUCAUUUCAAUUCUCAGUCCUGUUCCCUGUCUUAGCUAUCCUCCCGGAUGGAUGAUGAGAGAAACCUUCCAAACGGGUGUUGUGUCACUGGGAGUGCGUAGGUCUUUCUGGCUCUUUGUUUCAUUAUUACACCCUAAUAUAAAGUACUGGCUCAUAGAGCCGGGAGUUGUUAUUAUAGAAUUAUUAUUCUCGCAUGUGAACAAAGAUAUCUUUGCUUUAAGAUGUGGGAAGAAAUGAAUUUACUUUGUUUGCAUUAAGUUAUGGGAGAGUUGUAAUAUAUACUUUAAGAGAGAAGAGAGGAAUAUUAGUAUUUCUAAGCAGUAACUGUGGCAAUUUUGCAAUAUCUUCAAUAGUGUUAGUCAUUUUUUUUUCUCCUUGGGGACACAUUAAAUGUACAUAACAUAGCGCAGUCUGGCUUGUGGCACAGUGCAUUGAACUCAAAAGUCAAAUAGCAAACUUGAGUUCUAACACAGAAUUCAAACAACAAGUUUUAAAUCAAUACUGUUAAGGCAGACAUACUGAUCUCUAGGUACAAAUCAAACCUUACUCUUGCUCAUUGUAAUUUCAAAACUGACUUGCUUCAGAGCAUUAUAAACUGAAGAGUUAGCACCUGUGUAGUUGACAGCAGCAGUAUCAAUAGCCUUUCAGCCAUCUUUGCAAGCCAUGCGUAAUCACAACUGCAGAAAUAAGGAGAAAACCCUUGUUUUUUAGUUUAGCACAUUAGAUCGAUAACAUAGCUGGGAUGGCUCUGAAUGAAUCCGGAAUGCUUGGUUUUCGAUAAGCAGUGCACCACAUGCCACCGAUUUGGAGCUGGUCUUCUUCAGGUGCUGCGAUGAGGUCGCAGGAAGAUCUUGCUCUGACCUGCAACCAUCAGCAGUGGCCAUCUGUCGCCCCCAGUCGGUUUGGCCUUGAAAGCAGAAGCCUUCCAAGCUGUAGUCCACAGUGAGCUCCCGCUGAUGGGAGAAGUAUGGCUGGGAGCGGUGGAAGAACCAGGAGACAGGGAAAAGAAAGUUUGCUAGCUCUUGUCAGUGAGACAGUGCUCUUAGGACGCCUUUAAUAGAAGAGCGUGAUCCAGGGCAGCCGGCAACUUGGAGUUCAGGUAUCCCAGGGGCGGGGAAAGGGGUUGCAGCCUGCAGGGUUCACCCCUCAAGGCAGUGACCGAGCUGUCCAUCUGGCCUUUUCAAGGCCAGGCUUCCUGGACGCCUGGCUGUGUGCUUUGGAGCUAGGUGGUGGGGGAUUUGGGGAGAUCCAGCUGGAUUCCUGUUUGGAUGCUUAGGCUGAUGGUUCACAGUACAAGAGGGAGUCUUCAGGGCUUCCAGGAAGGGCUCCUGCAAAAGGAACUGCAUGAGGUUUUUAGCUCAAAAGGCAGCAGGGUAGGAUCACUUCUAUUCUGUAGAAAGAGAUUGUUCUGUAAUCUGUGGCAGACGGACGGAGUCUCUGGACUUGGAUUCUGAUAGGUGCUUUCAUUUAAAGGUAUCCCAAAGUGAGCGACAGGAGGAAGUAGCCCCAGUCAGGGGGGCCUGCAGAGCCAGGUCAGGGAGAGAGGUCGGAGAGAGCAGGGUGCAGGUUAGACCUGUGACACAGCCGUCUGUGGUCUCCCGCGGUCACCGCCACGCUGGGGUAUAAUUUCUCUCCCAGAAGGGUACUCUAGUGAUCCCCUUGAAAUGCAAUUAGAACAAAAUUUUUGGAUCAAAGGGAUUGAAGAUGGUUAGGAGUCCUGAAGUAAACUGAUCAAUUCUUCCAAUUAGAUAUUGCGUGAAAACACUCAGCUGACAACCAGGCCGUGUGUCUGUGACCUCCAGGUAAUUUGGAGGCAAGAGGACACCCACGCUGAGCCUCUCUCUGACUUUUUGCCUGAUUCUCCACACUUCCUGCUUGCCUUUUCCCAGCCCCGGCUCUUUCUUCUUCUCUCUCCUCCCACACAAGGAAACCUGGCUUUCUAGGUGGAACCCCAGCCCUAGCCGGACUCCUCCAUCCCCAACUCUCCAGGCAAGUCGCUCUCCUCUCUUGUAGUCUGUGUCUCCAGCUCGCUCGCUCUUUCGCUCUCUCUCUCUUCCAGACCCUUCUGUGUGAACCUUCCUCCAGAUGCUCUGUACCCCUGAGUGAUGCUGUCGCACCUGCUCUCCCCCACCACACCUCCCCUCAUGCACACACAUUCCGCUUUGCACAGGUAGGAAUGGAGGGGCCCUGAGACCCGCUGUGUUGUGCAGGUGGGGAAAGAAGUGGUGAGGGCCAGGGUUUCAGAAGGAGUUGGCUGCUGGGGAAAGACCAGUGUGGUCCUUGUUUGAACCAAAGUGCGAAUGGAACAGCCUCAGAAUGGCAUGUUUUUCACCCGCUGUAGCAGGAGCUAUGUCAGGAAGCAGCUGACUCCGUAUCCGGGUCACCACAGGGAUGUGCAGGGGCCCACGUGGCGGGAGUGGAGAUGUGAGUCUAUGCGCUCCUAAACAACAGCAUUGUCCAGGAGAUUCACUCAGAGCUGUCUCAGUCCAAUCCUGCAUGACUAGAUCUUCCCGUAGCAUCUUUUCUAGAACGAGCUACUAUCUCAUGGUAGAGUUAGGACUAGGACGUAGCCUGGAGGAGCAUGUCCCAGCUGGACAUUGAAUGGACUCACAAACGCCGCAGUAGGACUGAAUGUCCGACUCACAGGAAGGACGAGAUGCAAAGGCCACAGAGGAGGAGGACUUGGGUUUUGCAGGACCUACUCUUGUUUCAACCUGCUUCAACCCCACAGCCCGACCUGAGCAUCCAGGAAGGAAAUUCGUUUUUCACGACCUCUCUGAACCUGCCUGGGACUAUAGUUAGAGCUAUUGGCCCUGGGGUUCUUCAUGCUUGAAAAUCGAUUUCCUUCUCUCCAACAACCCAAAAAGGCCAAGAAGACCACUUGUCGCCAUGCACAGCGUGGAAAUGUGACGAUCCAAAUCUCCUUCAUUGUGAACAGCGAGCUACAGGGUUAUCUUGGGGAGACAGUACUGAUGCUUUUAGUAACUUUCAUGGAAUAUACAGAAAUUUCAAUCGCUCAUCUCAAAAUGCAUUUAAAAUCUUCCAAGAGGGUAGAGGUACAGUUUUCCAUUUUUUGGGUUUAAAACAGUUGCCUCGAGUUUCUGUCUUAAGAGUAGUGAUUUAAUAGAAUCGUGACAUCUUUUGUUUUAGAAAAACAAGCAAAACUACGUUGCAAGACUGAUAGUUGUAAUGUUUAUUUGCCACAGAUCAAAGGUUCACAAAAUCUAUUAAAAUUGCAACCACUUGAGGUACCUCGAUAGAUUUUUUGUUUGUUUGUUUUUUUCUUUGAACUUUCCUUUCAGGAAUUUGGAGGCUUUUUUACUUUAAAAAUACUAAAUUUCAAUAAUUUCCUUUUGCCAAAUGUGUGCAUACAUACUCAAAGCAAUGAAACUCUCUCAAGCCAUAUGACCACAGGGGUGGAAGCCCUUUUCGCAAAUUUUAAUGUGUUUGUAUGUAAAUAGAUGUUUGUAUGAAAUAUUUUCUUGGUAGAAUGACUAUAUUUAAAUGAAGCUGAAUUACUCCAGUGCUAUUUAAACAGAUUACACAAAUUUUGGUGAGAAUUCUAGGAGUCUAUUGAGAUACAAUGCAGAUCAAUUUUGACUUUUAGAAAUCAAAAGCCUACAAAUCACUCUGGCUCGAGGCAGCGCCCCCAGGCGGUUGCCCCGAGGUGUGGAGCGAGUUCGUGGGCUUCCCCAGUGCCUCCGCCGCUUCCUGGUGGUAAGUUAGGUGCUAACGGAGGUGUGUUCACCUUUCAGCGACAUCCCUGCGGGCCCCCGAGGGGCCCCAGGGUGAGUCAGAGGCAUUAGAGACGCUGGUGCAGUUCCCCGGAGCACAAUUUCUUUGCAGGGCAGCAGAAUCAGAAGCCAGACUCGGCCGUGGGAGCCUCGGAGCUGGGGUUCCCGGCCGCCACCCUCACUGCCUAGCCACACACGUCAGGGAGGCUGCCCUCCAUGGAGCUGGGGUCAGGCCCCAGGGUGGGACUUCGCGGCUUUGCCAGCGCUGGCUGCCUGCCCGAGAGGCGGCGGCAGGCGCCAGCAGGGGGCCGGUUUCUCAGCACAGCCCACUCACUCCCUGUCUGGGCUCUGGAAGACUAUGCCCCUGAGCGCCCGACUUCCAACCAGACAGAGAGACGGCCUCGGUCCCGCGCACCCUCGCUUCCUCUGUGACUUCACACACAGCUCUUAGAAGUCGUUUUAGGAGCAAAACCAUUCACAUCCCUAGGACAUACCUCCCGACUCUCCUAACUCUUAGGUUACAGGGAAAAAAAAAAAAAAAAAAAAAAAACUCCUUUCGAGGACGUUCAACUUGCGUGUUUUUUUUUUUUUUUUCCUUUUCCACUUUGGUCCUAGAUAUAAUGAAAUGAUAAAUAUUAUGACAAAUUUUCACUGUGUAUACUAGCAAUAUGAACACACACACCAGUGUAUCUUAACAUAUCGACUGGGUUACAUUUUGGGUCACUGUACUUCACCUUGAUUCCUGUUUUGGGAAACCGCAGGGACCCCGUCAUGCCUGCUUACAGGAGAACGUCAUGUCUGUGAUUCUGAGCUCCCUCCUUCAGCAGUUUCUCCUCCUGGGUUUUCUAUGUUCUCUUUCUAUCUGGAAAUGCACUUACAAGCUUGUGAGGGAUGUUUAAGGAAUGGCAGCCAGGGGGUGCUUUCAGCAUUAUUGCAACCCAAAGUUAACCCCACGACAGUUAAGGAGCAUUUUUGGUCUUUUGUGGAAUUUGAACUAAAUCUAUGAGCCUUAUUCAAUAUCUAUAAUUUUAUGAUUUUUUUUUAAAUUAUGGGAAAUUAAUGGAAGAUGUUUACAUGAAUACUGUUUGCCCUUACUGUGUGAUGAAUGAGUUUUUUGUAGUGUGUCUGGGUGCAUGUGCAAGAGAGUAGGAAAAAUGUUUCUGAAACAAAACUUGACAAAUAUUUGUAAUGAAAAGUAAAUUUAAAGAUUGCUAUAAUUGCGCUAUAGAAACAAUGCAAGUAUUAAACAAAAUAU